GUCCAACGGAUGAGGAGAUCAACGAGAUCUUCCUGAAGCGUUACAAGAUGUCCAAAGAGGAGCUCCAGGGCAUGGCAGAUAAGAUGGGCAUUCAACUCAACAAUCUCUGCUACCUCAAGCAGGAGUUCGAUGCCUACGACGAAGACCGGAGUGGCUACAUUGACGUCAAGGAGCUGAAGGGCCUUCUAGAGAAGCUCGGGGAAGAGCUAAGCGAGGAGGAGUUGGAUCAGGCCUUCCGCGAGCUCGAUAGCGAUGGGAGUGGCGAGAUUGAGUUCUUUGAGUUUGUGGAAUGGUUCACAUCUGAGGACUGA
Symbiodinium pilosum is the source of this 311-nucleotide messenger RNA. NCBI's taxonomy places the organism in Eukaryota, Dinophyceae, Suessiales, Symbiodiniaceae. The record is from the annotation of a GenBank genome assembly.